Scylla paramamosain (green mud crab) is the source of this 3075-nucleotide messenger RNA. RefSeq lists its product as uncharacterized. The transcript is spliced from 4 exons. Lineage: Eukaryota; Metazoa; Arthropoda; Malacostraca; Decapoda; Portunidae. The coding region runs from base 849 to 1172 and encodes 107 amino acids. The record is from RefSeq and is a predicted model, not a curated record.
CUCAGUAAACCUUGCUGGUUGCAUGAUAUUAUUAAUACUAUUCACAACUUAAUGUAAGCAUUUCUUCCUUACUUCAGAAAUGAAGGCCAGGGUAUUUAAAAGUUGCUGCAGGUGAUUCAUCCUGCGCAGGAUCCAGGCAGGCGACGCCACAGCGAUGAAUGCGUUUGGUGAGGCAUAUGAAUCAUCCCGGGACAUUAACAUAGAAGUAUUACAAAGCCCGUAUUUCCUGACAGGUGAGGCAGCUUCAUCCGGCGUCUCAGUAACGAUAACAUUAUACCCCUUUAGGGACUGGCACCUCGGGGGUUCUUUUUUUUUUUUUUUUUUUUUCUAUAAAUUUCGUUGCCCCUUCAUCAGUACCCCUUUGGCAUACUUGUUCCAUGUACCCGCCACCUCGAUAAGUCAUAACCUCAGCCUCCUGCAUAAGAAAUAAAAGUAAAUAAAUAUGUAAAAAAAUAAAUCUCAAAGCGUGGUCCAGUGGACGCUGUAAAAAGGUGACAUCAUGUCGGUCCAUUCGUCUCAGAUUCCAUCUUACUAGAAAAUUACCUGCAUCUAAGAUUUUUUUUUUUCAUGUAUUACAAAGUUACAAUGACGCACACCAGUUCUGUAAUAUAAUGCAUUCGGAAUUGGAAGCCGAAUUAUGAAACCGUCGAAAUCGAGAGAGUUGCGAACUCAGUGUGGGUGCAUCGUUGGUGUAAGGGGAUGCGUUGAGUUUCUUAAAAUACUAUAUUUUUGGACUCCACUUGAACGUAUUGUGUUGUGUGUUGAUGCAGUUCUCACUGUUGAACUGACUUGCGGUUUACAGACACCCAGCGCAUUGCAGGAAGAAAAUCGAAAAAGAAAAAAAAACAAUGGGCCGCCCAGAGGAAGACCGUCAGCCUUCACGAAGCUCGGGAAAGGUGGUGGUAGCGGUGGCGGCCGCGGCGGGGCGGCGACGGGCGUACAUGUGUCAGAUGCUGACUGACAAGCGUUACCGUGAAGAGCAUCGCUGUAGAGGCUCUGUGAAGCACCACGAGCAUACUUUUCUCUGCUCUCUGGCAGGGGGAUGUCGCCUCGGGAUAAGCAACAGGAACUAUCGUUUCACACACACUCUAAAUACGAGGAGCGGCAUCAGUGGACAGCAAGGCUCCUAUCAUCGUAAGAUCGUAAACUUGUGGACCGCCUCGUUGGGGUGAGUAAUAACGAAUAACUGAAUUGUAAUGGGAAUACUGGUGAACCGGAGUCUUUUGUCCAUCAUGGGUAUGUUAUAUUGUGAACGGCGUUGCUUCAACAGCUCUAUGCAUUUUGUCUUCGUUGAAAAGGAGAGAUGAAGCCAAAGAAAGCGAUUGUGUUCGAUGUGUGAGAAAAGAAAUGUGAUCGGUGCGAAGGAUACAGACAAUUUUUAUAUUUCCAGUUAGAUACUGUGCUUAAUUUGUAUUCAAUAUUUCCAGUUAGAUAUUGUAUUCGAUUUUUAUUCGUUCACUGAAAGUUGCAUUGGAUGAGAUUAAAAGUGCCGCUCUCCUUGCAUAUAUCCAAUCAUGGAUGGAUCCCCAUAAACUCAAAUAUAUACACUCUGAACGAUUAGUAAUAACUGAGAAAAUGCUAUUAAAUGGUGAAUUGUAAAUGUAAUAUCAGAAACAUUUAGUAUACUAGAUUAAAAGUAAGCCAUAUGCAUAUAUUUGUAUUAGAAAAUCGUGACUAUUUAUGUGAUACCUUCUGAUUAGCCUUGUAUUGAAUCAGCAAGGAUCACAGUGACUGACUGCACGGUGCCAUAAAACCACUGCGUCACUACGGUGUUCCAUGCUCACCACGUAUUGCUGUGUGCUAUCAUGUGAGAAAUAGUGCCCUUUUUUAACAUCCUCACAGAUGAAGAUUAGCCCAAGUUCAUGUUACCAAGGAAUUCAACUCGAAAAUAUGACUGUGAGAGGCCGUGCGGUGGUGUGACGCAAUGGGCUCAGAGGCUAAUGCUAGACGUCUUGGAAAGUUUUCUCGAAUAUUUAUGGUUUCUAGUUUAUUAUGAGAAUGGUGGAGUCUUUUGCACUGGUAGCCAUAAUAGUGAGUGGCUAAAGGAAAAGAGGAUAUAACAAUUCUUCCUUUUCAUCAGUAGAAAUGUAACCACAGGGUGCCCAACCUGUUCCUCUGUGUGUUUCCAUGACAACACCUUUCUGUAUUGAUGGUUGUGGUGGCGAGCGAGCAAGGAGAAGGAAAACAUGACGGUUCCUUCUACGUAUAUCCUAAAUACAAACCAUACACAAGAAAGCCGGGCUACCUCUCUUAACCUUUCUUUGCACGUCACCAUGACAGCACCCUUACGAUUGCAUAAAACUAAAAUCUCACAAGUCAUACCCUAGGAAGCUGGGUCACCUCACUCAGUCUGCCUCUACGCAUCUAUAUGAAAACUCCUUUACGAUUGUAGAAAAUUGGAAUCUCAGGAACCAUGCACAAGAAAGCCAAGUCGACUUACAGCCUUCAUUUACCUCCAUGACAACACCAUUAAGAUGAUCAAGAAUUAGAAUCUCACAAACCAUAUACAAGAAAGGCAAGUUACCACACCCAGCCUGUCCUUGUGCGCCUUCAUGACAAUAACAUUAAGAUUUUGGAAAAUUAGAAUUGCCCAAUAACAAAUUUUACAGGCGUCUUGCUGACCUCUGACAGACAGGACAUGUUAUUUUGCCUUAUUUUGUAAUGUAUGUGUAUUCAUGUUUAUUUCUAUCAAUUUGAUAAGUGACAGUAAGUUUUGCAUAUUGGCUUCUCGGAAUCGACUGAAUCCGAUUAUAAUUGACAAAAUACGAAUAAUAAAUGCAACUAAUAAAACAUUACGCUGAUUUAAUUCUCUGUCAGCCUUCCUGCCGUCAUGAUUAAUCUCUUAUGAAACCUGAAUCUAGAAUUGCAAUAAGUUUAAUAUAUUUAAUGUCAUUAAUAAGGUUGAUUGGACCCUGGAUACAAUAACACCAACACAAAAUUUGAAAUAUUUGUUGAGUUGAGCAUAAUUUUAUCAAUAAUUACAGGUAAGCGGGAAUUGUUUAGCUUUCCUAUAAUAUUGAGUCAUUUAACAAAAGCUGCAACUCAUCAUUUGUCCUCAUUAUAAAGAGUGAACGC